AUUGCUUUAAGGCACGUAACUUAAUAUUCAUGAGUCAACUUGGUUGAGUUGCUUGGCAACCAGUUAAAGACGCAAACGAUACGGUUGUGGCACGGCUGCAGAGGAGACGAAAUUUCGACUUUAAACCUCAAAAUAUUCAUAAAUGAUGCCCGGCACGUCGGUCUCUGAGGGCCUUAAGGUCCCUAUUCAUGACAAAAUUUCGGAGCUCCAAAGAAAAAUCCAGCUUCUUGAGGGAGACAGAAGUGCGUAUUUCGAAAGCUCACAGUCUGCCAUUAAAAAGAACAGGGAGAACAUACUGCAGCUGAGACAAGAAAACAAAAACCUGCACAAGAAACUGGCCGAGAGCGAUGAACAAGUUGUCAAGGAUGUUUUUCAAGGCCAUGGUGUGGAGAAAGCAUCAUUCAGGAACAUGCCUGUGAAGGCAGCUCGGACAGUGCUGGAGAAGCAGGUGCGUGAUAAAAUGAAGAAGUUGAACGCUAUGAAACACAUCACUCAGAAACAGAGGCAACGUUUAGAGGACCUGAAGCUGCAGUACCAGAGCAUGAAGCCACACAACAGAAGCCCUCUGCCUGACACCCAGAAACAAGAGGACGAGGAAAAGAAAUUGCGUAUUCUGGAGAACCGUUUGGAGAAAACGCAACUGAAAUGCCAUGAAGCGGAGCACCUAAUGCGAGGAUACCUGAAACUGAAGGAAACAUCUGCAGGUAUCAGAGGAGAUUCAUAUACACACAGUAAAUCCACUGAGCUCGCGGAGCAGAUGCUGCGGGAGUGUGAGCUUCAUCUACAGCAGGAGCAGCAGCGUCGUGACGCAGCUAAAGAUCAUCUGGACAGACUCGCACACAUACUAAACACUGUCAGAGCGGGAGUGCAGCAGCUCAGCGACAAACUACAGCACAUCCCACCGAUGAAGGGUCCGGAACCACAGCUGUCUCCAGACUCAGACGAGCAAAUACUGGAGCUGAUGACUGAGGCUGAGCAGAAACUCGUGCUGCUCAAGGAGGAACUGCAGGGCAAUGAUCUGGCAACCAUCAUGAAGGAGAUGGAAGAAGAAGAGUUCCAUGCCACUAUAGCGAGAAAAAUACCCCAGUACAACACUCGCAUUCAGCUGCAUGAGGCCCACAAACAGGAUCCUUUUGAUGAUGAGGAGGACAGCGGCGAUGAUGAAGGCGACAUCAUCACCCGCUUCAGCCUGAAGCAUCAGUCGCAGGCAAUCAUUGACGCAAAUACCAAGAGGAAGACUCGCAUUAAAAAAAGGAAGGGUAAACUCUGAUCUGAUCCAGCCACAUGAGGGUUCGUUAGCAUCUGAUCCACUUUAAAACACUGAAGCUUCAUCAUCAUUCUAGAAUUCUGCACAUUCAUGCUUAAGACAAAUAAAGGGAUUGAACAUGUAGUUUGAUUUCAAUAAACAUUGUUAUUUUGUGCACAUGAUUACU
This is a messenger RNA of Danio aesculapii, 1433 nucleotides long. It is a transcript of the gene odad3, whose product is annotated as outer dynein arm docking complex subunit 3. NCBI's taxonomy places the organism in Eukaryota, Metazoa, Chordata, Actinopteri, Cypriniformes, Danionidae. Gene Ontology annotation, biological process: cilium movement; outer dynein arm assembly. Gene Ontology annotation, cellular component: cilium. The record is from RefSeq and is a predicted model, not a curated record.